UGUCCUUGGCAACAACCUUUGACCCAAACAUUCCCAGCAGGUUACUGGAGCUACUCAUCUUUCAGUGUUAUUAUUUGCCCUCAGCUUUUCCUCUUUGUUCUAGCACUCGGUUGUUGUAGCAGCGAUGCCGACGAAUAAAGCCUCCAACCCUAAAAAGGCCAAAGGCGGGAAAGAAAAGAAGGAAGGCAAACGGGACUCGAAAACGGACAAAGAGUCGGACGUGGAGAAGGCCAAGGCCAACGCCGUCCUGUGGGAGCUGAGGUUAAAGGUCACCGAGCAGUCCCUGAGGGACUACACCGAGUCUUGUCAGAAGGUGGCACGCGCAAACGAGCAUCUCACCAAUCAGCUGUACCACGCGGAGAAAGACGCGAUCCAUAUAGCAGGCCACUGGGAGAGACAGCUGGCAGCUAAAGAGGAAAAGAUUUGUGUGCUGGAGAAGGCCUUACAAACUCAGCAGGCACUUGCCCGAGAAGAGAAGGACAAAUUGGUCAGUGAGCUUAACAUGAUCCAGGAAGAAAUGAGGAAGAUGAAAGACAUAGAAGUCCAAAGGGAGCAGGAUAUCGUUCACAUGAAACAAAGCAGCGAUGAUGCUUACAAGAAGCUAAUGCAACACCUAAGAGAGAAGGAGGAUCAGUUCUUAAAAGAAAUGGAACGCUUGGAGAAAGAAACAAAGGCACGUAGUCAAACAAUGGCCAAGAUGGCGGAGGACCACCGUGAAGCCAUUGUGCGAUUGAAAGAUGCUUUGCACUCUGUGAUCAAGGAGCGCGAUUGCCUCAUUGACAAGCUGAAAUAUCACAUAAAGGAGGCAGAGGAUCUGCAGAAGUUAGCAAAGUUACUGACUGAGGAAAACACCUCACUGGCAUUGGACAAGAGCAUGCUGGAGUUGACGGUAAAGGACAACGCAGCACAGAUGGGGACUCAAAAACAGAAGCUAACUGAACUGAGGGCCGAGGUGGCUUCCCUGGAGGAGGCCCUACAGCUCAAAGCCGUGGAGAUUGAGCAGCAGGAGAAGAAGGAGAAGGCGAACCUGGUCACCAUCCAGGCCAGCCAGGUGGAGCUGGACAAGCUGCAGAAAGUGCUCGCGAUGCGAGAAAAGGAAAUGAAGCAUGUGAAGCAACUGGCGAGCACCAUUGUAGCAAAGCGCCAAGAGCUGGAGGAGUUCUUCCAUGAAGCACUGGGUCAUGUGAGGAAGGAGAUCAAGGACAGCAGGCUCCAAUACAGACAGGAGGCACUGCAGAGUUAUCGUAGGAGGUUUAGAGAAGCCACAGCAGGAAAGAUAAAGUUCCCACCCAUCCGCACCUUCCAUAAAACUGCCCACAGUACCAACUCUGUCUAUUCAGACAUGGAGGCGGCUGCGACAUGGACGGAUCAACCGGGGAGCGAAGUUGAAAUCUCUGAUCUCACUUGGGAGCAAAAGGAACAAGUGCUCCGGCUUCUCUUUGCUAAAAUGAAUGGAUGCAGAGAAAGCCAAGUCAGCCGACAGGUGGCUCUGCCGGCCUCCACUGAGAAGAGGAGCUUCACGGAGAGCGAUGUAGCCGGAAUUAGAGAGGAGCUGUCCCCGGCGACCAUGAGCACCCCGGCGCCAUCAGAGUCCACGCUGCCAGCCGCCCAGCCAGAUACACACAUCACGUGACCUCCGAGUGGCCUCUGUG
Molecule: messenger RNA, 1652 nt
Organism: Haplochromis burtoni (Burton's mouthbrooder)
Lineage: Eukaryota; Metazoa; Chordata; Actinopteri; Cichliformes; Cichlidae
Gene: bbof1a
Product: basal body-orientation factor 1
Exons: 11
Coding region: 125-1633 (502 amino acids)
Source: RefSeq, a predicted model, not a curated record